CUCAGACUCACACACUACACACACGGAUGCGUCAGGGCGCGCAGUCGGUCAGGAAGUGCACAGCGCGCACAGUUGCAUACCUAUCGCAGUAUAAUGAGUCAAGUAGGGCUUAAUAGGUAAACUUCGAAAUGCCUAAAGCGACUCGCAAAAAGAGCACAAGGGAUCUGUUAGGGACUGGGCUCUCAGAAGGGUCCCGUUUAGAAAGGAGAACCCACGAGCCGCACGCUCCAAGCAUGGCCAUCCCGCAGGUUACUAUCACCCCUGAGUACGGUUCGUCACUGGAGCUGCAGCAGGAGGACUGGGGAUCAACUGAGGACGGGACGCUGCGCAGAACACGCUCCAGCACGUCCAUCUCAUCCACGGGCUCUUCCACCCUAGAGUCUGAAGACGACCUGCUCAGUGACAGCGAGAGCAAGGGCCGUGGCAUUGUGACCUUAGAGCAGCUGGGGGAUUCGUGUGAGGUCAGGUCAUGGUCGAAGCUCAAAACUUUUGUUCGCUGGCCGCUUCGAGGCUCUCUCAAGAGAAAAGUCAACUGGGUGCAGCUGGCAGGCCACAAAGGGAGUUUUAAAUCAGCAGAGGAAGGCACUAUUCUGAAAAAGCUCUGUGACAAUGAGAGGCAGUGUUUUGAGAAGCUCCAAGAGGACAGCCUGCUGCCCUUUGUGCCACAGUACCACGGGGUGGUGGAGAGUGAUGGACAGGGUUUCCUUCACUUGAAUGACCUGCUGGUGCCCUUUGACCAGCCCAAUGUCAUGGACUGUAAGAUGGGCAUAAGGACGUAUCUUGAGGAGGAGCUGGUGCGUGCUCGAGAGCACCCCCGCCUCCGAGAGGACUUGUAUAAGAAGAUGGUGGAGGUGGAUAGAGAGGGGCCCACAGCAGAGGAGCACUCCCAGGCUGCAGUCACCAAACCCCGCUACAUGCAGUGGAGAGAGACACUGAGCUCCACACAUACACUGGGCUUCAGGAUCGAGGGCAUCAAGAAGAGUGAUGGGACAUGCCGGACCGACUUUAAGAAAACACGCUCUCAGCAGGAUAUUAUCAAGAUCUUCCAGGACUUUGUUGGGGGGAGCAUUGUCAUCCUGCAAUCGUACUUGAGCAGACUCACAGAGAUUCAGCAGGCCCUGACCAAAUCACAGUUUUUCAAGCAGCACGAGGUGAUUGGAAGCUCUCUGCUCUUUCUCCACGAUGCAUCAGGCAAGGCACAGGUGUGGAUGAUAGACUUUGGUAAGACCACAGCUCUCGCAGAGGGACAGCUGCUACACAAUGUGCCCUGGAAGGAGGGAAACCGUGAGGAUGGAUACCUGUGGGGUCUGCAGAACCUCAUCCAGACCAUAGAGGCCACAAUAGAAUCCUGCAGCCAUAACAACCAGACUGUGCUAACACCCACCCACAACUCAUGACCUUUAUAUUACGGAUAUAGUUAACUAUUAAUAAGAUUGUGAAAUAGUUCUUUGGUGAGUGUUAAAAUACAAGUUAUUCUGGUGUAGGGAACUUUGUUACCCAGCAACUGGUCCAAAAUAUGGUUAUGCUCAGGCCAAAUGACACUGGAGAAAGGUCCCUCACAUACCCAGCAGGACAACAGUCAAAUCCUCCUUUUUGCCUACGUUUCUGUGAGACACACAAAUGGAUAUUUCACAGCAGAUCCACGUGGACUGUUUGCAUCUGUUAUUACAAAACAAAUAAAACACAAAAGGAGAAGGUGUGGAAUUAUGUUAAGAAACACACCAUUUACAACCAAACAUUAUUAUUUAUUUGUAUAAUACAAUUGUUUGCUGUUAUAGGGGUAAUGGUAAUGUGAGAAAUCAGGAGACAGCAAAUUGUAUUAGUAUGUUCUACAAGCUACAUACAUAACCAUCAAUGUGAAUUAUUCUGCUGUAAAAAUAUAUAUAUAUAUUUAUAAAAAUGAAAAAUUCAAUUCCA
Molecule: messenger RNA, 1917 nt
Organism: Boleophthalmus pectinirostris (great blue-spotted mudskipper)
Lineage: Eukaryota; Metazoa; Chordata; Actinopteri; Gobiiformes; Gobiidae
Gene: itpka
Product: inositol-trisphosphate 3-kinase A
Exons: 7
Coding region: 129-1397 (422 amino acids)
Biological process (GO): inositol phosphate biosynthetic process
Cellular component (GO): cytoplasm; nucleus
Molecular function (GO): inositol tetrakisphosphate kinase activity; inositol-1,4,5-trisphosphate 3-kinase activity
Source: RefSeq, a predicted model, not a curated record